Messenger RNA from Spinacia oleracea (spinach), 1979 nucleotides. RefSeq names its product splicing factor U2AF-associated protein 2. Gene Ontology annotation, cellular component: U2-type spliceosomal complex; U2 snRNP. The transcript has 14 exons. Gene Ontology annotation, molecular function: RNA binding. Lineage: Eukaryota; Viridiplantae; Streptophyta; Magnoliopsida; Caryophyllales; Amaranthaceae. The record is from RefSeq and is a predicted model, not a curated record. The coding region runs from base 163 to 1680 and encodes 505 amino acids. Gene Ontology annotation, biological process: mRNA splicing, via spliceosome.
CCCAGUUUCAUUGCAUGUUCUCCAAUCAAGUCUAUGUCGAGGUUUCCAGAAUGAAAGUCCUUGCAAAUUAAUCAAACAGAGAAAACAGCACUGCAAAUUAGGCUAAAACCCACUUUCAAUUUCAACCCUUUUUCGUGUUCAUCUUCUUCGUCUCGAACAACAAUGUCGUCGGUUGAAAAUCCGAGCUUACAGCAACCCCCACAAUCUCCAACACACGAACAACUUCUCGUUGGGACAGCUGGGCCAACGAGUCAACAUUUACCAGAAAAUUCUCUAGUGGGAUGGUAUAUAAUCGAUCCAACCCAGCAGCAGAUUGGCCCGUACACAAUUGCUGAAUUGAAGGAGCAUUUCCUAAACGGAUACCUGACAGAGAGUACCUUUGUAUGGGCUCAAGGAAGACCUGAUUGGCAGCCUCUUUCAUCUGUUCCCGAGUUGAUGACUGGCGUACACUGUCAUGCAACUGAACUUUCAGCUUCAGUACCUGCUAUCAAAGAUGAAGAGUUCGAGAAAUGGCAAAAGGAAGUGAAAGAGGCUGAGGCUGAAGCUGAAGCUGCGAUGCUAAAUAAUGGUUCUGCUUCAGGUGAUGUAGAUGGAGUUGAGCAAGAGAGACCCUCAACUCCACCUGACGGGGAGGAAGAAUUUACCGAUGAUGAUGGAACUACUUACAAGUGGGAUCGCAGUCUUAGAGCAUGGGUUCCUCAGGAGAACCAAGCAGAUGAAGAAGAGGGAUACAGAUUGGAAGAGAUGACAUUUGUCGAACAAGAGGAAGUUUUUCCUGUACUAACUGUAGAUGACACUCUUGCAAAUAAAGAAGACACUACUGAUGCUGGGGCAGUAGAAGAAAAGGAUACAAAACAACGUGCGAAGAGAAAAGAGCCAGAACCAAAGACUGAGAAAAAGGAAGCAAAUAAACCGCCAGACAGUUGGUUCGAGUUGAAGCAGAACACGCAUGUUUAUGUGACUGGAUUGCCAGAUGAUGUUACAAUCGAGGAAGUGGUGGAGGUUUUCUCCAAGUGUGGCAUAAUAAAGGAGGAUCCUGAGAGUAAAAAGCCCCGUGUGAAACUAUACUUCGACAAGGAGACUGGAAGAAAGAAGGGGGAUGCACUUGUUACAUAUCUAAAGGAGCCAUCAGUAGCCUUGGCGACACAACUAUUAGAUGGGGCAUCUUUCCGGCCUGGAGAGAAGAUAACUAUGUCUGUAACCCCUGCGAAGUUUGAGCAGAAAGGGGAGAGAUUUAUUCCCAAACAGACGGAUAAAAAGAAGAAAAACAAACUAAAAAGGGUUGAAGAGAAGAUGCUUGGUUGGGGUGGUCGUGAUGAUUCAAAACUUAUGAUCCCGGCUACGGUUAUCCUGAGCAACAUGUUUACAACUGCGGAAAUGAGAGAAGAGUUAAGUUUACGUGAUGAAUUGGAGGUAGAUGUCCGUGAGGAAUGUGGAAAGCUUGGUCCAGUGGAUUUCAUCAAGGUCUGUGAGAACAACCCGCACGGAGUUGUGCUAGUCAGGUACAAGGACAGAACCGAUGCUAAAAAGUGUAUAGACUUGAUGGAUGGAAGGUGGUUUGGUGGGAGGCAGAUACACGCUGUUGAAGAUGACGGUUCUGUCAAUCAUGCUGCGCUCCGGGACUAUGAUGAUGAAGGAGAACGACUCAAGAAAUUUGCUGCAGAACUUGAAGCUGAAUGAGCCAAAUAAUAUGAUUUAUGACCAACUUGUUUAGAGAAGGAUGCGAAAAUCUGCAAUUACAAAUCUAGACUUCUAGUUAAUGUAAUUAGUUUGUCAUGAAAAUUUGUAACCACUGGAUAGGAUUUGAAGUGCUAUGGAAAUGGUAGCUUAGAUGUACAUACUGGAAGGAAGUUGAAAUUUUUGUACUUUUGGCUAGAUUAAUACCUUGACAGUUGACCUAAGAUAUAUUCAUAUGCAGAUUUCCCAAUAAUGUUAACAUCUGACAAGAUUUGUAUAACAAAGUAUGUAGAGUGUGCUCA